Molecule: messenger RNA, 261 nt
Organism: Pteronotus mesoamericanus
Lineage: Eukaryota; Metazoa; Chordata; Mammalia; Chiroptera; Mormoopidae
Product: cytochrome c oxidase subunit 6B1-like
Exons: 1
Coding region: 1-261 (86 amino acids)
Cellular component (GO): respiratory chain complex IV; mitochondrion; mitochondrial inner membrane
Source: RefSeq, a predicted model, not a curated record
AUGGCAGAAGACAUCAAGACCAAAAUCAAGAACUUCAAGACGUCUCCUUUUGACAGCUGCUUCCCUAACCAGAACCAGACUAGGGACUGUUGGCAGAACAACCUGGACUUGCCCCGCUGUGAGAAGGCAAUGACUGCUAAAGGGAGCGAUGUCUCCGUGUGCAAACAAUACUGGCACAUGUACAAGUCCUUUUGCCCCAUAUCCUGGGAAUCGGCCUGGGAUGACCGCGGGGCAGAAGGCACAGCUCCUGGGAAGAUCUGA